This is a messenger RNA of Emiliania huxleyi CCMP1516, 1008 nucleotides long. RefSeq lists its product as hypothetical. The coding region runs from base 1 to 1008 and encodes 335 amino acids. The transcript is spliced from 4 exons. Lineage: Eukaryota; Haptophyta; Isochrysidales; Noelaerhabdaceae. The record is from RefSeq and is a predicted model, not a curated record.
AUGCGCUGGGCGAGGAGGGCGCUAAUGGCGGCCGUCGUCGCGUUUGACGGGCCCGCGGCCGCAGCCGGUGCGGCUGCAGCCGCGGGAGGGCUCGGACCUCGGUGCGAGCUGAAGUACCGAAUCCUGGGCUCGGCUCGGCUGAAGGUGCCGACUCUGCUCGUGCUGCUGUGCGCGCUGGUGCCACUGGCCGCCCAGGGCGCCGGCGCCAACCUUCACGAGCCUCCCUCGGGAGCUCAGGCCGAGCCAUCGGCCGACGCGCCGCCAGCGCCGGCCGAGGACGACAUCGUGGCUCGCUCAACCUUCACGCUCACCUCGGGCGGCGGUUCGCGUGGCUACGAGUGCGUGGUGCGGCGUGGCCAGGACGCCGCCGCCGCGGCCGUCGCCUUCGCGGAGGAGCACGCGCUCAACGUCGACGGCGUGCUCCAGAUCGCGCAGCACCUGGUCGGACAGGUGGAGAGCGCCGCCUACGAGCCGCCAAAGGAGCUGCGGCUGCGGACGGCCGGCGCGCACAAGAAGAGGGCCGAGUCGCUGGCCAAGGAGGGCGUGCAUGACGAGGCGGCCGAGCACCUGGCACGCGCGCUGAUGCGGCCAGGGCUCGAGACCGACAUCGCGGAGGCGGAUUGGUCCUCCUUUCUGGCCGAGGUGCUCGCCCCCUCGAAGCUCCGGGGGCAGGACGCGUCGGAGCAGGUCUUCGCCUUUUGCGCCGCCAACGGGCUGCACUCGGCGGACGAGGUGAGCAAGCUGGGCGGCCUUGUCAGCGGGCGGCUCGAGGAGGCGGGCCACGCGCGCGAGGAGGCGACGAGUGCGGCGGCGCUCGUCGUGCGCGGCGCCAGGCAGCGGCGCGAGGGCGGCUAUCCGCCACCCCAAGUUUACCCACCUCACCACCUCCCCACCCUCACCUCCAGGCAGCGGCGCGAGGGGGACUACUCCGCCGCGGGCGCCGCGUUCGCUCGCGCGCUGCACCAUGCCGGCGCGGGCGAACUGAGCAAGGAGCAGCUGGCCUUCUAG